AUGGAGUGUUCUAACUGGCAACAAUGGCGAAUGGAACCUUCCACCUUACUCAAGGUUGAUCUGAUGGAAACAAUUGUGAAUCGACCAAAAUCCGCGAAUGAAGGUUAAUGCUUCUAAUGUAUUAUUUUAUUCUUCCAAAUGGAUGCAAAAAGGAUGUCCCAAUUGGUUUUCAAGAGGUAUUCAUGAGGUGCCAAUAUUAAAGCCAAAUCUCAAGUUUUACAGACAGUUAUUAAAGCAACCGCAACCUAAUUUGAACGUGGAUACAGAUGCGAAUGUUUCAUUUCUAGCUGUUGAAGAAGGCCCCGCUUCUUUACGUACAUACUCAAUUGGAAACGUUAGCCAAAUGUAUAAUGGUAUUCGAGUUCCACCGAAGCCGGAAGAACCAUUGAACUGCUGUCAAAGUGGCUGUUCGAUUUGUGUGUGGGAUGUAUUCGCUGAUGACCUAGAGGAAUAUAACCAAGCCCGGCGGAAGGCCAAAAAAAGUUUUCUAGAGAAGCAGCUGGCUCUUCCAAAAGAGCUUGAAAGUGUGUCACUUGAGGAAACAAGCUCACUCAAGGAAUUGCCUCCUCAGUUGCAGGCGUUCGUACUUUUAGAGAAACGCCUAGCGCAACAGCAGGACCAAUAAUGAAACGUUAUUUCUGAAUGCUUUGAAUGACUACGAUAAAUAAAAUAUUCUUCUCUUAGAAUUGCCGAAGACAUCCAUGAAUGAAAGGAGCAUUAUCAAACCUGAACUAUCAUUCCUGCUCAUAUGUAACCGAAAGGAUCAUCUAUAUAAAGCCAUUUGCAGAAUUCAAUGAUUAUACUAUAAAUUACAUGAAAUCUAAAAACUAACUGAAACAAAAAGGGACGGAGUAAGAGCUCUAUGUGUUCAUCACGGCUUUCAAUGGUCCACUGUUUAGCAGACAACGUUUAUGAACUUGGAUCUGGAUUAGGAUUAGGAUUAGGAUUUGCAACGGGAAUCUGAUAUCCACCUUUUGCAAGCCAUUCGUAAUACAUUUCAUCGUUUACCUGCUUAGACAAGUCUGCUCGAGAUAUAUCGAUUCGAAACUGUGGAUUUUUUAAAAGAGUCAGCAUAUGCAAGCAAGUGGGAUAAAUGAUAAAUUUGACGUAUUCAGGUUCCCUCCAGUAUUCCAAAUACUCAAGGUACUGCAAAAAACUUUCGUCCUCAAAGUAAUUAUGUUGAGCAAGGAAAUUUAGAUACCAGGGAUUCGAUAACAUUUGGACGAAUUCCAAUUCAAUCUCAAAUCGAGAUUUUUCAUCUGGUACGCGAGAGAGAAGCCAUUUUUGAUCCAUUGAUACAACCUGUAUCUGUGUCUCUCUGCCUUUCUGCCACGAAAUCAAACCUUUCUAAAUGAAACAGGCCUCUGUCAUGUUCAAGGGCGUAUGGAUGUUAAAUAACGUUAUGGUAAAUGCUUUUGUGCGCCCAGAAAAUGCUCGCUAUUUAAUAAAUAAAAAAUCAAAUGAAGAAAUAAUGAGAAAUUGAUUUUUUAAAACCUUUUAGUCGGUUUUGAUAAAUGUGAAUGCAUAAAGAAUUGGAUCGACGGCUUGUAAGCGGUUUUAAAUAAAAAUAUGCGCAUAUCCAGAGAUCGUGAUUUGCAAUCAGAUUAUAGAAAUAAACAAGACAUCUUUUCUUAUAUUCAAAAGGUUU
This is a messenger RNA of Schizosaccharomyces octosporus yFS286, 1648 nucleotides long. RefSeq lists its product as uncharacterized. NCBI's taxonomy places the organism in Eukaryota, Fungi, Ascomycota, Schizosaccharomycetes, Schizosaccharomycetales, Schizosaccharomycetaceae. Gene Ontology annotation, cellular component: mitochondrion. The transcript has 2 exons. The record is from RefSeq and is a predicted model, not a curated record. The coding region runs from base 98 to 625 and encodes 175 amino acids.